Molecule: messenger RNA, 11906 nt
Organism: Marmota flaviventris (yellow-bellied marmot)
Lineage: Eukaryota; Metazoa; Chordata; Mammalia; Rodentia; Sciuridae
Source: RefSeq, a predicted model, not a curated record
GCCACCUGAACUACUCAUAGGAAAUGACAUUAGAGGAAAACUUCAAAGAAACAUUAAGAACUUGGAACCCUUUCACCUGAGGCGCCCCAAAAAGAGACCGUCCAUAUUUCCAGCUUCUCCAGUUGGCAACGGCUACAUCAAGCCUCCGGUUCCACCUGCUUCAGGCACACACAGGGAGAAAGGGCCGCCAACCAUGUUACCCAUCAACGUGGACCCUGACAGCAAACCAGGAGAAUAUGUCCUCAAGAGCUUGUUUGUCAACUUCACCACUCAGGCCGAACGCAAAAUCCGCAUCAUUAUGGCAGAGCCACUGGAAAAGCCAUUGACAAAAUCUCUACAGCGUGGAGAAGACCCCCAGUUUGACCAAGUCAUCAGCUCCAUGAGCUCCCUCUCUGAGUACUGCCUUCCCUCCAUUCUACGAACACUCUUUGACUGGUACAAAAGGCAAAAUGGUAUUGAAGAUGAAUCCCACGAAUACAGGCCAAGAACAAGCAAUAAAUCCAAAAGUGAUGAACAGCAGCGAGAUUAUCUAAUGGAAAGACGGGACCUCGCCAUCGAUUUUAUUUUUUCUUUAGUAUUAAUAGAAGUAUUGAAGCAGAUUCCACUUCAUCCUGUAAUAGAUGGUUUAAUUCAUGAUGUUAUUAACUUGGCUUUCAAGCACUUUAAAUACAAAGAAGGGUAUCUUGGUCCUAACACUGGCAACAUGCACAUUGUGGCCGACCUGUAUGCGGAAGUCAUUGGAGUGUUAGCACAAGCUAAAUUCCCUGCUGUCAAGAAGAAGUUUAUGGCAGAGUUAAAAGAAUUACGGCACAAAGAGCAAAAUCCGUAUGUGGUGCAGAGCAUUAUCAGCUUGAUAAUGGGAAUGAAAUUCUUUCGAAUUAAAAUGUAUCCAGUGGAAGACUUUGAGGCCUCUCUUCAAUUUAUGCAGGAAUGUGCCCAUUAUUUCCUUGAAGUCAAAGACAAAGAUAUCAAACAUGCCUUGGCUGGACUCUUUGUGGAAAUCCUUGUCCCAGUUGCGGCUGCCGUUAAAAAUGAAGUAAAUGUUCCCUGCCUUAGAAACUUCGUGGAAAGCCUAUAUGAUACCACUCUGGAACUUUCUUCUAGAAAGAAGCAUUCCUUGGCCUUGUACCCCCUGGUGACCUGUCUGCUCUGCGUCAGUCAGAAGCAGCUGUUCCUGAAUAGGUGGCAUGUUUUUCUUAACAACUGUUUGUCCAACCUUAAGAAUAAAGACCCCAAAAUGGCUCGAGUGGCCCUGGAAUCUCUCUACAGAUUACUGUGGGUUUACAUGAUUCGAAUUAAAUGUGAGAGCAACACGGCUACUCAGAGCCGACUUAUAACCAUCAUCACAACACUUUUCCCCAAAGGGUCCCGCGGUGUGGUGCCAAGAGAUAUGCCUCUGAACAUCUUUGUGAAAAUCAUCCAGUUCAUUGCCCAGGAACGUUUAGAUUUUGCAAUGAAAGAAAUCAUUUUUGAUUUUCUUUGUGUGGGAAAACCAGCUAAAGCUUUCAGUCUCAAUCCAGAGAGAAUGAACAUUGGUUUACGGGCAUUCUUGGUAAUAGCUGACAGCCUGCAGCAGAAAGAUGGUGAGCCUCCCAUGCCAGUUACAGGAGCCGUACUCCCCUCUGGAAACACAUUGAGAGUCAAGAAAACAUACUUGAGUAAAACGCUAACUGAAGAGGAAGCCAAAAUGAUAGGCAUGUCCUUGUAUUACUCUCAAGUACGAAAAGCUGUAGACAACAUUUUAAGGCACCUUGAUAAAGAAGUAGGACGGUGUAUGAUGCUAACCAAUGUCCAGAUGUUAAACAAAGAACCCGAAGACAUGAUCACGGGUGAAAGAAAGCCCAAAAUCGAUCUUUUCAGGACCUGUGUUGCUGCUAUUCCUCGACUGCUUCCUGAUGGGAUGUCAAAACUUGAACUUAUUGACUUGUUGGCCAGGCUCUCUAUUCAUAUGGAUGACGAACUGCGACAUAUUGCACAGAAUUCUCUUCAGGGCUUACUCGUUGACUUCUCAGACUGGAGAGAAGACGUGCUGUUUGGCUUUACCAACUUCCUGCUCCGGGAGGUCAACGACAUGCACCACACGCUGCUCGACUCGUCCCUGAAGUUGCUGCUGCAGCUGCUCACCCAGUGGAAGCUGGUCAUACAGACCCAAGGAAGAGCCUAUGAACAGGGCAACAAAAUCAGAAACUCAGAGCUCAUUCCCAAUGGUGCCAGCCACAGAAUCCAGUCAGAACGAGGCCCUCACUGCAGUGUCCUCCACGCCGUGGAAGGCUUUGCUCUGGUUUUACUCUGCAGUUUCCAGGUGGCCACACGCAAACUGUCUGUGUUAAUCCUGAAGGAAAUCCGAGCUCUGUUUCAUGCCCUGGGUCAGCCAGAGGAUGAUGACAGGCCAAUGAUUGAUGUCAUGGAUCAGCUAAGUUCUUCCAUUCUCGAAAGUUUUAUUCAUGUAGCAGUUUCGGAUUCAGCAACGUUACCGCUGACCCACAACGUGGAUCUGCAGUGGUUGGUGGAAUGGAAUGCAGUCCUGGUCAAUAGCCAUUAUGAUGUAAAGAGCCCUUCCCACGUCUGGAUAUUUGCACAGUCCGUCAAAGACCCCUGGGUCCUCUGCCUUUUCAGCUUUCUCCGGCAGGAGAACUUGCCCAAGCACUGCCCCACAGCCCUCAGCUAUGCCUGGCCUUAUGCCUUCACUCGGCUCCAGUCAGUGAUGCCUCUGGUGGACCCCAACAGCCCAAUUAAUGCCAAGAAAACCAGCACUGCGGGCAGUGGAGACAACUAUGUUACCUUGUGGAGAAACUACCUUAUUCUCUGUUUUGGAGUCGCAAAACCCAGUAUUAUGAGCCCAGGACAUUUACGAGCUUCCACUCCAGAAAUAAUGGCGACCACGCCUGAUGGUACAGUGAGCUACGAUAACAAGGCCAUAGGCACCCCAUCGGUGGGAGUUCUGUUAAAGCAGUUGGUGCCUUUGAUGAGACUAGAGAGCAUUGAGAUCACAGAGUCCUUAGUUUUAGGAUUUGGAAGAACAAAUUCCCUUGUUUUCAGAGAAUUGGUAGAAGAACUUCAUCCAUUAAUGAAAGAGGCUCUAGAAAGAAGACCAGAGAACAAGAAGCGCCGAGAACGGCGGGACUUGUUAAGGCUACAGUUACUUCGCAUUUUUGAGCUUCUGGCUGAUGCUGGUGUCAUAAGUGACAGCACAAAUGGAGCCUUAGAACGGGAUACAUUAGCUCUUGGAGCGUUGUUCUUAGAAUACGUGGACUUGACCCGCAUGCUCCUAGAAGCUGAAAAUGACAAAGAAGUUGAAAUUCUUAAAGAUAUCCGGGCACAUUUUAGUGCCAUGGUUGCCAACUUGAUUCAGUGCGUUCCAGUGCACCACCGAAGAUUUCUCUUCCCCCAGCAAAGCUUGAGGCACCAUCUCUUCAUCUUAUUUAGCCAGUGGGCAGGACCCUUCAGCAUCAUGUUCACACCUCUGGAUCGUUACAGUGACAGAAAUCAUCAGAUUACAAGAUACCAGUAUUGUGCAUUAAAGGCAAUGUCAGCAGUAUUGUGUUGUGGCCCUGUUUUCGACAAUGUGGGCCUUUCCCCAGAUGGAUACCUAUAUAAGUGGCUUGACAACAUUCUGGCUUGUCAAGAUUUAAGAGUUCAUCAACUUGGCUGUGAAGUUGUUGUCUUGUUAUUGGAACUUAAUCCUGAUCAAAUAAACCUUUUUAAUUGGGCCAUUGACCGAUGCUACACAGGUUCCUACCAACUUGCAUCCGGCUGCUUCAAAGCCAUAGCAACUGUAUGUGGAAGCAGGAACUAUCCCUUCGACAUAGUGACGUUGUUAAACCUCGUUCUAUUCAAGGCUUCUGACACCAACAGAGAGAUUUAUGAAAUCUCCAUGCAGCUCAUGCAGAUUCUUGAAGCAAAGCUUUUUGUAUACUCUAAGAAAGUCUCUGAACAAAGACCCGGCAGUAUUCUGUACGGAACGCACGGACCAUUGCCACCCCUAUACAGUGUGUCACUCACCCUCCUGUCCUCCGAACUGGCCAGGAUGUACCCCGAGCUCACUCUUCCACUGUUCUCAGAGGUAAGCCAGCGGUUCCCCACAACACACCCAAACGGGCGUCAGAUCAUGCUCACCUACCUGCUGCCCUGGCUGCACAACAUCGAGCUGGUGGACAGCAGGCUCCUCCUCCCUGGGUCAAGCCCCAGCAGCCCCGAGGACGAAGUCAAGGACCGAGAAGGAGAAGUGACAGCCCCUCAUGGGCUGAAAGGGAAUGGCUGGGGCUCUCCAGAAGCCACAUCACUGGUCCUCAAUAACCUCAUGUACAUGACGGCCAAGUAUGGAGAUGAAGUUCCUGGGCCAGAAAUGGAAAAUGCCUGGAAUGCGCUCGCCAACAACGAGAAAUGGAGCAACAACCUGAGGAUCACACUGCAGUUCCUGAUCAGCCUGUGCGGGGUUAGCAGUGACACGGUUCUCCUACCCUAUAUUAAAAAGGUGGCCAUAUACCUAUGCCGCAAUAACACCAUUCAAACCAUGGAAGAGCUUCUUUUUGAGCUGCAGCAGACUGAGCCCGUGAACCCCAUUGUCCAGCACUGUGACAACCCGCCCUUCUACCGCUUCACCGCCAGCAGCAAGGCCUCCGCAGCCGCUUCCGGAACCACCUCCAGCAGCAAUACAGUGGUUGCUGGCCAGGACAGUUUCCCAGAUGCCGAGGAAAGCAAGAUAUUGAAAGAAUCUGAUGAAAGGUUUAGUAAUGUCAUCAGAGCUCACACCCGCCUAGAGUCAAGAUACAGCAAUAGCUCUGGAGGAUCGUAUGAUGAGGAUAAAAAUGAUCCCAUCUCUCCCUACACGGGCUGGUUGUUGACCAUUACGGAGACCAAACAGCCACAGCCCUUACCGAUGCCAUGUACUGGAGGAUGCUGGGCCCCCCUGGUUGACUAUCUCCCAGAGACCAUCACUCCACGGGGGCCACUCCACAGGUGCAAUAUUGCUGUGAUUUUUAUGACUGAGAUGGUUGUGGAUCACAGUGUAAGAGAAGACUGGGCUCUCCAUCUACCACUAUUACUCCAUGCUGUCUUCUUAGGUUUGGACCAUUACCGGCCUGAAGUCUUUGAACACAGCAAAAAAUUGCUUCUUCACCUCUUGAUUGCCCUCUCUUGCAACAGCAAUUUUCAUGCCAUUGCUUCUGUGCUCCUGCAGACCCGUGAGAUGGGUGAAGCUAAGACUCUAACUGUCCAGCCAGCUUACCAACCGGAAUAUCUCUAUACAGGUGGCUUUGACUUCCUGAGAGAGGACCAGUCCUCCCCAGUGCCAGAUUCAGGGCUGAGCUCCAGUUCUACCUCCUCCAGCAUCAGCCUGGGAGGCAGCAGUGGGAACCUCCCACAGAUGACGCAAGAGGUAGAAGAUGUGGACACAGCUGCUGAAACCGAUGAGAAGGCAAACAAGCUCAUUGAAUUCCUGACAACCAGGGCAUUCGGUCCACUUUGGUGCCAUGAAGACAUCACACCCAAAAAUCAAAAUUCAAAGAGUGCCGAGCAGCUCACUAAUUUCCUACGUCAUGUUGUAUCCGUAUUCAAAGAUUCCAAAUCAGGUUUUCAUCUGGAACAACACUUGAGUGAAGUGGCACUGCAGACAGCCCUGGCGAGCUCCUCAAGGCACUAUGCUGGCCGGUCCUUCCAGAUAUUCCGGGCCCUCAAGCAGCCUCUGUCUGCACAUGCCUUGUCUGACCUCCUGUCUCGACUGGUGGAGGUGAUCGGAGAACACGGAGAUGAGAUUCAGGGUUAUGUAAUGGAAGCCCUUCUGACCUUGGAGGCUGCUGUGGAUAACUUAUCUGACUGCUUGAAGAACAGUGAUCUCUUAACUGUUUUAUCUCGCUCUUCAUCACCAGAUUUAAGCUCCAGCACUAAACUAACCGCAAGCAGAAAGAGCACAGGGCAACUAAAUGUGAACCCAGGAGCUGCCGGUGGCAACACCACAACUGCAGAACGGAGUCGGCAUCAAAGAAGCUUCUCUGUGCCCAAGAAGUUUGGUGUGGUUGACCGAUCCUCUGACCCACCUCGAAGUGCCACCCUGGACAGAAUCCAGGCUUGUACCCAACAGGGUCUUUCCUCAAAAACCAGAAGCUCCUCCUCUUUGAAGGACAGUCUUACGGACCCAUCCCACAUAAAUCAUCCCACCAACCUGUUGGCCACCAUCUUCUGGGUCACAGUGGCCUUGAUGGAGUCUGACUUUGAGUUUGAGUACCUAAUGGCCUUAAGGCUGUUGAAUCGACUACUAGCACAUAUGCCACUUGAUAAAGCUGAGAACCGAGAAAAACUUGAGAAACUCCAGGCCCAGCUCAAGUGGGCUGACUUCUCAGGGUUGCAGCAGCUGCUGCUGAAGGGAUUCACAUCUCUCACCACGACCGACCUGACCCUGCAACUUUUCAGCUUGCUGACCCCAGUGUCCAAAGUAUCCAUGGUGGAUUCAUCCCAAGCUAUCGGGUUUCCACUGAAUGUCUUGUGUCUCCUGCCCCAGCUGAUCCAGAAUUUUGAAAAUCCCAAUCAGUUCUGUAAAGAUAUAGCCGAAAGGAUUGCUCAGGUUUGUUUGGAAGAGAAAAACCCUAAACUUUCAAAUCUUGCACACGUUAUGACUCUUUAUAAAACACACAGCUAUACAAGGGACUGUGCCACGUGGGUCAAUGUGGUCUGUCGAUACCUUCACGAAGCAUAUGCUGACAUUACCUUGAACAUGGUCACCUACCUGGCAGAGUUGCUGGAGAAAGGUCUCCCCAGUAUGCAACAGCCCCUCCUCCAAGUGAUCUACAGUCUGCUCAGCUACAUGGACCUUUCUGUUGUUCCUGUCAAGCAGUUUAAUGUGGAAGUUCUUAAGACUAUUGAAAAAUACGUGCAAAGCAUUCACUGGAGAGAGGCUUUGAAUAUCUUAAAGUUGGUCGUGUCUCGAUCGGCCAGCCUGGUGUUGCCUUCCUACCAGCACAGUGACCUCUCAAAGAUAGAAAUACAUCGUGUGUGGACUAGUGCUUCCAAGGAACUACCUGGAAAAACCCUGGACUUUCACUUUGACAUUUCAGAGACACCAAUCAUUGGGAGGCAGUAUGAUGAACUACAGAAUUCUUCUGGGCGUGAUGGGAAGCCUAGGGCCAUGGCAGUUACCCGGAGCACAUCAUCCACCUCAUCAGGCUCCAAUUCCAAUGUUCUUGUUCCAGUCAGCUGGAAAAGGCCUCAGUAUUCUCAGAAGAGGACAAAAGAAAAGUUGGUGCACGUCCUUUCUCUGUGUGGCCAAGAAGUAGGAUUAAGCAAAAACCCAUCCGUGAUUUUUUCCUCGUGUGGGGACUUGGAUCUGCUGGAGCAUCAGACAAGCCUGGUAUCUUCCGAGGACGGCGCCAGGGAACAGGAGAACAUGGACGACACAAACAGCGAGCAGCAGUUUAGAGUCUUUAGGGACUUCGAUUUCCUAGACGUGGAGCUGGAGGAUGGAGAGGGUGAGAGUAUGGACAAUUUCAACUGGGGAGUGCGCAGGCGUUCUCUGGACAGUCUGGACAAGUGUGACAUGCAGACCCUGGAAGAACGCCAACUCUCAGGAAGCCCUCCCAGUCUAAAUAAAAUGAACCAUGAGGAUUCCGAUGAAUCAUCUGAGGAGGAGGACCUCACAGCCAGCCAGAUCCUGGAGCACUCCGAUCUAAUCAUGACCCUCUCCCCCUCUGAAGAGGCCAACCCCAUGGAAUUGCUCACCACAACCUGUGACUCAACUCCUGCUGACUCUCAUUCUUUUAUCACCAGAAUGGCCAGUUUUGAUGCUUCCUUGCCUGAUAUGAAUAACCUGCAGAUUUCUGAGGGUUCAAAGGCUGAUGCUGUCCAGGAGGAGGAAGACACCACUGUGCAUGAGGAUGAUCUUUCAAGUUCCAUUAAUGAGCUGCCCGCGGCUUUCGAAUGCAGUGACAGCUUUAGCCUGGAUAUGACUGAGGGAGAGGAAAAAGGCAACCGAGGUCUGGACCAGUUUACUCUCGCAAGCUUUGGAGAAGGUGACAGGGGAGUUUCUCCCCCUCCCUCGCCUUUCUUCUCGGCCAUCCUUGCUGCCUUUCAGCCCACGGCCUGUGAUGAUGCUGAGGAGGCCUGGCGCAGCCACAUCAACCAGCUUAUGUGUGACUCAGAUGGCUCCUGUGCAGUGUAUACAUUUCACGUGUUCUCCUCUCUGUUUAAGAAUAUUCAGAAACGAUUCUGCUUCCUAACCUGUGAUGCAGCCAGCUACCUUGGAGACAACCUCCGGGGAAUUGGAUCCAAAUUUGUCAGCUCUUCCCAGAUGCUCACCUCCUGCUCUGAGUGCCCUACACUCUUCGUGGAUGCUGAGACCCUCCUUUCUUGUGGACUUCUGGACAAGCUCAAGUUCAGUGUUUUAGAACUGCAAGAAUAUUUGGACACCUACAACAACAGAAAAGAGGCCACUCUCUCAUGGCUUGCAAAUUGUAAAGCAACAUUUGCAGGCGGAUCAAGAGAUGGAGUGAUUACCUGUCAACCAGGGGACUCAGAAGAAAAGCAACUGGAACUAUGUCAGAGAUUAUAUAAGCUACACUUCCAGCUGCUGUUGCUUUUUCAAUCCUACUGUAAACUCAUCGGCCAGGUGCAUGAAGUGAGCUCCAUGCCAGAGCUACUAAAUAUGUCCAGGGAACUGAGUGACCUGAAAAGAAAUCUGAAGGAGGCCACCGCAGCCAUUGCUGCGGACCCUCUUUACACAGAGGGAGCCUGGUCUGAGCCAACCUUCACGUCCACUGAAGCAGCCAUCCAGUCCAUGCUGGAGUGCCUCAAGAACAACGAACUUGGCAAAGCUCUACGGCAAAUCAGGGAAUGCAGAAGUCUGUGGCCCAACGACAUCUUUGGAAGCAGUUCUGAUGAUGAGGUCCAGACACUACUGAAUAUCUAUUUCCGUCACCAGACUCUGGGACAGACGGGUACAUAUGCACUGGUGGGAUCAAACCAGAGCCUGACCGAAAUUUGCACCAAACUGAUGGAGCUGAACAUGGAGAUCCGGGACAUGAUUCGCAGGGCCCAGAGCUACCGAGUCCUCACUACUUUUCUCCCAGACUCCAGUGUUUCUGGCACUAGUCUCUGACAGGAGCCUCCCGUCCCCCAUGGUUUCCAAGCUGGCGGUGCUGCCAUGCUGGGGCGACGUCAUUCAGUGUCUUCUCAGCCUUCACAAGGCUUGGACAGACUGUUCUCCCUCUUGUUACAUGUAGGACUUUUUCUAAAGAGGAUGGCAGAACUGCCAAUAUGUAGCAAUACCAUAAGAACCAAGGGAGCAUAGGACAUCUUGAGACAGACUCCACCUGUCAUGCUGUGUGGCACAAAUGUGUUUUCCUUUUACUGAGCAAACGCAACUCACUACUGAAGAAGUGACUUCCAUUGCAUACCAAAGCCGACGACACUGAACAAUACCUUUCUAGAAGCAGUUUUAGAUUGGCAAAAGUGCAAUGUUUUCCUCAUUUAAAGAGAUUUAUAUUCUGAAACUUGUACAUUCGUUUCCUUUCUUUUUCCUUUGACCCCCUCUUCACCCCCCCCCCUUUUUUUUUUUUUUUGGUGGGCUGAGAAAGGGACAGGCAGAAUGAAGCUGGCCACUGAAAAAUUGUAAGAUGGUCAAAAGCCGACAGCCUGUGUAUCUGAAAAGGGAAUUGUAAAUGGACUACAAUUUAAUGUACACUGUUAUUUGAAUACAAUUACUGUAUCUAAAAGAAGCUGCUAUGAAGUACCUUUUUGUUGUUGUUGUUGCUAGGCUACUGUUUCUGAAGGCCCUGGAUCUUUUUGCACCAGAAAUGAUCCAGAUACUCUUUUUAAGGAUCUUGGCUGCUUUUUACUAGAAGGUCGCUUUUAUGAGCAUAUUUAUACUACAGAAGGAUGAGUGUUAAUUUUAAUUAACUUUGUCAUUUUGUAGAGAAAAAUUAUCACAUUAUGAAUUCCAAGUCUUUCACUUGUCACGCAUGCAUAUUUUAAUAUCCAUUUGGAUAGCUGGAAGUGGAAUCAUAAAAGUAAACUAUGAGUUGUCAUUUUGUUUCUUAAGAAUGUCAUAUUUUAUUUAUAAUAUACAUGUAAUGGGCCAUUCUUAAGUUUUCUCCUUAAACUUAAUGCUGUCAAGUGUUAGAUGUGUGCAUGUGACUCUGUUGCACAUCAAAACAUAUUCAAAGUUUAUCUAUGUAACUUAUUCACUCUGUAAAUACAUUUAAAGAUUUUGUGAUGUAAUCUUGAUUGAUAUUCUGUUCAGACAUUUCUUUAGACUAAAAAGAAAAGACAAAAAUACAUGUUGACCUUGGAUUUUAUUUCUGGUUAAUGAAAAUAUUUGCCUUUGAUAUACAUUAAUAGUUUUGCAGGUGGGCUGCUACAGUGACAACUCCAAGGGACACCAUUUACAUUUAGUAUGUAAAUGGCAUCCAUUGGGAUUGUGUAGCAAAGGCCCUUGAAGCCAGAGGUAAAUAGAAUGUCUCUGGAAAUGGGCACUAAAAGUCUUCCAACCAGUUCUCUCUGUAAUCAAUCAAAGAGAAAAAUCAGAAAAGAACAAAGGCAUCUAAUUGUCCAUAACCUGUCCUUUAAGGCUGACAUCCUUAAAAUUAUAGAACAGAUUUUAUAAUGAGUAGUAAAUACUAGACUUUUUGUACUAUCACUGACACCCCACUAGAAAAACAGGGAUAGACAGAGAGCAAUCUGAUGAAUACUGUCUUUCUCCUCACAAACUAACAACUUGCUUUACUGACAUACAACUACUGAAUCAUUAAUAGUAAUUUUGUAGAAGUAUCCUGCAGGAGGGAGUCUGACACAAGUUUUUGUUGUUACCAUUGAUAAAAUUAUUAAUAUAUUUUAAGAACUUUCUGGAUGGCUGUAAACAUUCUUUUGAUAAGUUAUUUUUUUCAACUGAAAGAUAAAUUUGUUGUGAUUUGUAGAACAAACAACUGAAUCAUGAUCACUCUGAAAAAUACCUCAUAAAAUACAGGUUUCCGUGGGUAACAAUAGCCACCUGUCAGUUUUGUUGGAAGCCACAGUACAAAGGACUGACUGGUCUUGACAGUUUGCCACCAUGCCCUCUUCUUAUCCAGCAAAGAACCACCACAAUGGUUUACUCUGUUCAAAAGGAUGUCAACAGUACAUUGAAUUCUGACAUAUUAGACUGCAGUCAUAAGAAAAAAAAUCAAGUUUGUCUUUUUUUUAUUUUUGAAAAGAAAUAUGUUAAUGUGAAUUGGGUUUCUCUGCUUUUCCUCUAUUUCUUCACUGUCUCUCCCUUGAAUGGAGGUGGGAAGAAUUGUGUAGGAAAGGAACCCCACCCCAGUUGAGCCCAGCAGUAGUUUUAGAUCUUCCAAUCAGGUCUCCUGGGCUAACAUGCCCCACUUCACUUAGUGAAGCACUAAUUUUCACUACCUUCCUCAAGGCUACAGAGGUUGAGGUGCCAAAGGAGAGGGUAGACACCUAACUGAUGCUUUAGUGAUAAAAUGCCUCCUCAUUGCUCAUUAGAGCCAAAUGAUGAUACUUUUUACCCAUUGGCAUGAUAAAGCAAUCAAGAUAAGCCUUCUCUAAUAGACAUAACUUGAUUAAAAUUAUACUCUACUCUCUAAAUAUGGUGAUUUCAAAAAAGCAACAAAAAUUUUAGAGGCAUCUGUAUGUUUUACUUCCACCCACAGGUGAGAAUGUUAAGAAAAUGUGUUGAAUCAGCUGUAAAAUAAAGAUGCUUUUAACUGUUAGCAUCAUACAUAUGUGCACAUACAGAUUUUAAGGCAUCUGGUUCCAAGUUCUAACAAACAUUGACCUUUUCAGUGGAUUCUAGAAAGAGGGUACUGCUAUUUAUAUCAAUAACUUACACCUGCUUCCAGGUCACUGCCCAAACAUAAAAUUAGUGUCCCCCAGUGAAUUUCAUGGUUUGUUAAUGUGUCUCAAUAAAGCUGGUUUUUAAAGUA